AUGAAAAACAGUGUUACCGUUGCAGUUAUAAAAGUAGCGCGCAGUACUCGAAAUGCAGAGGAGAGAAUAACCACGAAAACGACACCUUUAGCUGCAAAACAUACAAAGAUCAAAAUCUUUUUCUUUGUCACUCGACUGUAUGAAUAUGGAUGCAGUAUUGCAAUGUAUCUUUCCAACGUCAUUCCAAAUAAUAUAAGCGUCGAUAUCCCGAGUGUUAUACGCGAUAAUCCGUACGCUAGACCUGCUACAAAGCAGUUUGAAUCUCCUCUUACUUCACCAGAAAGAUUGGCAAGAAAUGAAGGUAUCCCCAAAACACCAACUGCAAAAUCCGCUGCAGAUUGUAUAAGAAUGAUAAAAUAG
Messenger RNA from Paramuricea clavata, 360 nucleotides. Lineage: Eukaryota; Metazoa; Cnidaria; Anthozoa; Malacalcyonacea; Plexauridae. The record is from the annotation of a GenBank genome assembly.